AUGGCGGAGAUAAGAUUUUCGAUGUUUUACAACAAACGUCCACUAAUAAUUAGAACUAUUAUAUUAUUUAUAUUAGUAUUAAUAACUUUAUUGUACGUGACCAUGGUUUAUUUCAGUAAACAGGAUCUCAUGCCAACUGUCAGUAAUGCAGAUUGUCCCGACAACAAAUUUACUAGUUCAAGAUUGGUGUGGCCGGAACAAUUACCGCGUGGUGACAGAAUUAUAGAACAAAUGUAUUACGUGCCUAAGGGUUACAAGUACCUGAAGACACCAAUCAAACGGAUUUUAAUCUAUACCGGCGCCGGCGCUACAUGGGAGGUGCCAAAACUCGACCAAGGCGAGUUCUUUGGAUGUCCCGUGAGUCAAUGUUGGUUGACGUUAAAUAAGUCACUGGGUCCGGAAGUCGACGCGGUGAUUUUCAGGCAUUUUUACAGUCCCCCUGAAUACUGGAGGCCACCCAAACAGAUUUGGAUUUUAUAUAACACCGAAGCUCCGUAUUCCACGUUGCCCGUAAGCGACGCACACGUAUUCAAUUGGACGGCUAACUACCGCUGGGACAGUGAUGUACCACGUCCUUACAGAUAUUUCAUGAAAUAUAAUCCGCCUCUGCCUCAGGACGGGGGAAAAAAUUACGCUGAACAUAAAACUAAGAAAGUGGCGUGGUUCGUCUCGAACUGCAAUCCGAAUAGUAAUCGUACGAUUUACGUACAGGAACUCGCUAAGCACAUUUCGGUCGACGUGUAUGGCGGUUGCGGGACGCUCCAAUGUCCCAAGACAAAAGAAGAGGAAUGCUUUGAGAUGCUAAAAAAUAAUUAUAAAUUUUAUUUGUCUUUUGAAAACUCGCAUUGCGUUUAUUAUGUAACCGAAAAAUUGUUCCGGAAUGCACUGAGUUACAACGUUUUGCCAAUCGUCAUGGGACCAAAGCGGAGCGAUUACGAAUUGAUGGCACCAAAAAAUUCGUUCAUACACGUCGACGACUUCGAAUCGCCAAAAAAGCUGGCCGAUUAUUUGCACUUGUUAGACAACGACGACCGUCUUUACAACGAGUACUUCCAGUGGAAGGGCUCGGGCACGAUAAUACACGACACGCGUUUUUACUGCCGGCUGUGCGCUAUGCUCCACGACACGGAACGCGCGCCCAGACACUACACAGACGUCAACGAGUGGUGGAGAGGCCCGGGCACGUGUGUCGCCGUUGAAUACGUCGGCGAUAAUUAA
Messenger RNA from Rhopalosiphum maidis (corn leaf aphid), 1218 nucleotides. RefSeq names its product glycoprotein 3-alpha-L-fucosyltransferase A-like. Lineage: Eukaryota; Metazoa; Arthropoda; Insecta; Hemiptera; Aphididae. The coding region runs from base 1 to 1218 and encodes 405 amino acids. Gene Ontology annotation, cellular component: membrane. The transcript is spliced from 5 exons. The record is from RefSeq and is a predicted model, not a curated record. Gene Ontology annotation, molecular function: alpha-(1->3)-fucosyltransferase activity.